Messenger RNA from Danio rerio (zebrafish), 2793 nucleotides. NCBI's taxonomy places the organism in Eukaryota, Metazoa, Chordata, Actinopteri, Cypriniformes, Danionidae. The record is from RefSeq and is a predicted model, not a curated record.
CAGCGAGCAGCGUAAAGGAGACAGCAGCUUUGACUUCACUCACCGUUAGCAAAACAUCAGGAUUUCUCACGAUAUUUUUACGGAUAUUCAGCCAUGCUGAGCGAGAUUUCAGAUGAUGUGCAGCAGAUGCAUAAGAAUGCAUUGCGAGACUCUGUGCUGACCUCAGCUCUGUCCACUUCUCUUCUGGGAGGUCAGUCAGUGCGAGAGGUGAUCCAGAAAGGCCACUACACUCCUCUCUCAGUAUGUGCAAACGAAGACUCCAUUCACAGGGUCAAAAGAGGAGAUUGGGAAGCCUUAGAGGACGUCAUAUCUCGAGAGUUUCCUCCAGGAUCCGAAGGCCGGAGACUGGUUCUUUAUGGCGGUGCUGGAAUGGGCAAGACCACAGCGGUAGAAAAGAUAAUUUGGGAUUGGGCGACGGGUAUACACCUGCAACAUUACGCUCUCCUCAUACGAGUGCCUGUUUUGGAGCUGCUCACUCUUGAGGGGAAAGCUGAGAGUUUGCAGAGCAUGCUAGGUCGUAUGUAUGCUCACAUAUCAGCAGAGACUCUUACCUUGGCUCUGCAGAGACCUCAGUGUUUGCUUCUUGUGCUUGACGGACUUGAGGAAUCGCAGAAGCUUCUUUGCACUCCAUCUACUCUUAUAUGUGAUCCACAUCAAGAAGCAACCGGCUUAGCACUAUUGCUCAGUCUGCUUGAAGGAUCUCUGCUUCCUGAAGCCUCAAUGCUGAUCACAUCAAGAGAACAAGUCAAGAUUGAGUCUUUGAGAUGUUUUGAGGUGGUCGGAUUCUCCCAGACCCAAAGGAGAACAUUCUUCCAGCAUUUCUUUGGAGAGCAAUCCGAGAGACGUUUAUGUCAAGUUGAGCAAACAUUGGGAGUUUAUGAGCAGUGCUUUCAUCCGGCCUUCUGCUGGACACUUUGCAAUGUGUUUAAAGCUCGGUUUGAGGCUAAAAACGACCCACCUGAGACUCUCACGCACCUGCUCAGCAUCAUUACACACACACUCCUGGAGAAGCCGAAGAUGAAUGCUGAACAAACCAGAGAGAUUGUGUUCGCUUUGGGAAAACUUGCAAAUCCGGUUUACUCCACUAGUGAUUCCAGGUCUGUUCUGCAUCUGCACCACCCAGGAGUUUCUGAUUUCUUAUUGGCUAAAGGUGAUGCCACAUUCACAUUCCUCUCUCCAAUAAUGCAAGAGUUCUUAUUGGCCGCCUCGUUUUAUCUCGACCAAUCCGUGCAGGAAAUCUCAGACAAACACUCAGAUCUUUAUUACACUUUUCUAGCAGGACUUUCCGACUCAAUCCAACGUAAACCACUGGAAGACUCUGUCGGCAGUUUUGACGAAAGCCGGAUUUCUGAGUUCUCCCAUUGGAUGAUGGGACUUGUUUCUAGAGUGUUGUCGGAUAGAGACCAGGCGAAACAUUUCCGUGUUUUUCAGCUUCUGCAUCAUGCACGUAAUCCGUCUCUGGUUAAGGAAAGCAUUAGUAAGUGCAAAUGGCUGCAUGUGAGCUACACGUCCAUGCAGGAGGCCGACUGCGCUGCGCUGUCAUAUGCAGUGAGUUGUGUGGGAGAGAUGGAGCAUAUGAAUCUAUAUAGAGCAGAGCUAACAGAUGAACAGGUCCAGAGACUUAUGCCAGCUUUACGGCUGUCGAAAAGAAUUAGUCUAUCACAGAGUCGCCUCAGUUUGGCAGCUAUCACACACCUGUCAGCAGCACUGGCUGAUGGACAGACCAUCGCCCUGGACUUUUCCUACUCCAGAUUGGAAAGAGAAUCCGUUAAAACCCUCAGUCAUGCACUCACAAGCUCCAAACUGCAAUCAAUCAACUUGUCUAGAUGUUCAUUGACCGCAGCUGAUUGUGAAGCAAUGGCUGAAAUGCUCUCUGGAGGAUCCGGUCUGCGUGUUUUGGAUCUCUGUGGGAAUAAUCUGGAAGAUCAGGGCCUGGUUCAACUCAGCGGUGCAUUGGAAAACUGCAAACUACAGGAAAUCAAUCUGGAUCAUUGCUCACUGACGGCAACGUCCAUGUCCGCUCUGUCUUCAGCUUUAAACAGUGAUUUUUCAGAGCUGAACAUGCUAAAUUUGAGCAGGAAUGCAGUGAUGGAUGACGGGAUGGAGCUGAUCUCACAAGUCAUGCGGAAAGGACGCCUCAAAAUAUUGAGAGUGUUUUCCUGCGGGUUGACUGACUCCUGCUGCUCAUCUCUGGCAGCUGCCAUCCAAUCAGAACACUGCUGUCUGACCGAGCUGGACCUGUCCGUCAAUGAUCUCGGCCAAUCAGGAGCGAUGCAGAUAUGUGAAGCCCUCAUGACUCCUAAUUGCACACUUGAGAUACUUCAAAUGGAGAGAUGUGAGUUGACUGAGGAGGUGUUUGGAGCAUUAGGGAUGGUGUUAAUGUCUGGUGUGUCGAGACUCAUCAGUCUCUCUGUAGGAGUCAAUGAUGUUGGUGAUGGUGGAGCCAAACACAUGUGGCAGGCGCUGAGACACAAAUCCUGCAAGCUGCAUCACCUGGAUCUGGAGAUGUUGUCGCUGACAGACGCAUGUGUUGAGGAGUUAUGUGAUUCUGUUGCUGCUAGCAGUUAUUUAUCAACGCUGAUCCUGAAGAACAACAAAAUGACAGACUCAUCUGUGCCUCGACUGGUGAAAUUAAUGCUGGACCAUCCUCAAAUGACAGAACUCAAUUUGAAGUAUAAUGACUUCAGUGAGGAUGUUUUUGAGUUGAUGGAAACGUGCCCAAAUAUCAUUUACUAGAGAAACGCAUCUCAGGUUUGAACAUCUGAAUAUUCACAAUAAAUUAAAAUAGAUGCA